AUCGUAUGUUAACGAAACGUCAUUUGACAAAAGUUUGCACUGACUUUUCUAUGCGCCAUCUUUUUCUCGUAGGCACCGACGUGUAGAAAACGUGUUGUGCGUAGGCUAGUGUCUAAUUUCCCAAUUUCCCAGCAAAAUGGGUUUCGUAAAGGUUGUUAAGAACAAACAGUACUUCAAGCGUUACCAAGUCAGGUUCCGCAGGCGUCGUGAGGGAAAAACCGAUUACUAUGCUCGCAAGCGCCUAAUCUUCCAGGAUAAGAACAAGUACAAUACACCGAAGUACCGACUAAUUGUUCGUUUGAGUAACCGCGACAUCACCUGCCAGAUUGCCUAUGCUCGCAUCGAGGGUGAUCGUAUUGUAUGCGCCGCCUACUCGCACGAAUUGCCGCGUUAUGGCGUUAAGGUUGGCCUAACCAACUAUGCUGCGGCAUACUGCACUGGAUUGCUAGCAGCUCGUCGUAUCCUGCAAAAGUUGCGCCUGGAUACACUGUACACUGGUUGUACUGAUGUUACCGGCGAGGAGUAUCUGGUCGAGGCAGUAGAUGAUGGUCCAGGUGCAUUCCGUUGCUAUCUGGACGUUGGUCUUGCUCGCACCUCUACCGGAGCUCGCAUAUUUGGCGCAAUGAAAGGAGCCGUGGAUGGCGGGCUCAAUAUUCCGCACUCUGUUAAGCGUUUCCCGGGAUACAGCGCUGAGAACAAGAGUUUCAACGCUGAAGUCCACCGUUCUCACAUAUUCGGACAGCAUGUCGCUGAUUACAUGCGUUCCUUGGAAGAGGAAGAUGAGGAUGCGUACAAGCGCCAGUUCAGCAAGUACGUAGCCCUCGGAAUCAAGGCUGACGAUAUCGAGAACAUCUACAAGAACGCCCACGCCGCCAUUCGUAAGGAUCCGUCCUUCACUAAGAAACCGGAAAAGAAGGUUACGAAGAAGCGCCACAACCUAGCCAAGCUUACGUUGGAAGCCCGCAAGGCGAAGAUUGCCAAACACAAGGCCGAAUUCCUCGCCAAGAUACAGGCCGACUCAGAAGCUUAAACUGGUUGAAUUUUCAAAUCAGGAUAACUCAGCUGGGUAAACAAGUUUGCUCGCUGUGCAGGGAGUUUGAACUAUGUUUUUUGAUAAUAAGCAGUUUGUUUAUUCAUGGAAUAAAUGUAAUGUUUUAUCUAGCUGAACAGUGAGCGAAAAUAAUGGCUUUUUACUACUAAUCACGUUCUAACGAUUAAGGUUCUAAUGUUAAUAUCUAUACUAAGCGGAAAUAUAUUGAAAGUUGAAAAUUUAAA
This is a messenger RNA of Topomyia yanbarensis, 1275 nucleotides long. RefSeq names its product large ribosomal subunit protein uL18 (gene RpL5). The record is from RefSeq and is a predicted model, not a curated record. Gene Ontology annotation, biological process: translation; ribosomal large subunit assembly. Bases 137 to 1030 code for a protein of 297 amino acids. The transcript is spliced from 4 exons. Gene Ontology annotation, cellular component: cytosolic large ribosomal subunit; ribosome. Gene Ontology annotation, molecular function: structural constituent of ribosome; 5S rRNA binding. Lineage: Eukaryota; Metazoa; Arthropoda; Insecta; Diptera; Culicidae.